CUCAUCUUUUAUCUCAUUAAAAUAUCUUUAUAGCUAGCUAAUAGUUUGCUAUUGUACCUGCUCUUAGAUUGGCUAUAGAUGAUUUAGAGCUAGUAGUUGGCUAUACUAUUAAACUUGCUCUAAAAAAGAGAUACCGCGAAUGAGCCGCCAAAUGGCAUAACGAACCGAUGGUGGCGCGCAGUUCUCCACGCCAUCGUCCUUCUCAGUCUCCAUCCGUGACGACCCAUCUCCACCCUCCGCUUCACUCCCCCUUCCGCCCGCCCUUCUCAUAUGCCCUAUACACCUGUCGGAGGUCCGCCACAACCACAAGCGCCUCCACCGUGGCCUCCCUCUGCGACGCCUCCGAUGAAGCAAGAUCCUAAACACGUUCAUAUGAACCUAGGCCCCGACACCACCGUAAUCACAAAAGGAUGGGGCACUGGCGCCACCGCAGCCUCCGCUCUACCAACUGUUGUUACGUCUGCAGCUUGAACUUAGCAGCGGCGAUGCCCGAUUCAGUGGAUUGGCAGUGCCUCUCCUGGUCAAUCUCCUUCCGCUCCAUGGCCAACUUUUGCUUCUUCGUUGGCGCCUCCACGGCCGAGGCCGGCUUGGCUGCGGCCUCUUUCUGCAAGGAAGGUUGUCGGCGAGAGUGGUGGGCGGCCUCUUCUUUCCGGCCAUCGAUGCGCCCCACCAAUCUCAGCUUAGCUCGAGGUGGCGAAGGCUGUGAGUAGAAGAGUUUAUGCUGAUGCGAGAAGACGGCGAAGCAUGGAGCACAGCCGGCUCCGCCGCCACCGUAGGCCCCGACAGCGACGCAUCUAGAAGGGGAGGGAGAAGAAGGGGGAGGGUCCCCGAUAGUGGCUCCGAAGUGGCCGCGCUGCGGCCGCACCGGCCACAAUGUCGCCAGAGAAGGAGGCAGCGUUAAUGCGGCCGCCAUGCCGGGGAAGCGACGGCAACAUCACCAGCCACCAUCCCCUGUCUUCCCUCCUCCUUCCUUCCUUCGUGGCCGGUGGGCGGGGUGGGGGACAACAAGGGGGGAGGGAGCGCCGGUGCCUGUGCGGCGUGGGGAACAACGACACUCGUGGCCUGCUUCGCCACCGCCGCCGACCCUGUUGCCGACAGGCACAGGGGGAGGGAAUGAUGGCGCGGAGAAGGAACAAGGAGGGAGGUGGCAAUACCCACCGCACACAAAGUUACAUGCGGUAAGCAUGCAGGGCGGGAGCUGUCAAAUAUACAAACAACUGCAUGCAAAGCAAUGUAUAGCUAAGAAGAGAACAUCCAAAUAAAAACAAACAAAAAAACAGAGCACAUGCGGCAACUGCCAGGAAACUGGAAAAAAAAGUUCCCCAGUCGAGGAGCUCCCACCUUGGGCAAAAACGGAGAGGAGCAGAACCAUGAUAGGGUUUGCAGACAGCUGACCGGGCAAAAAUGGAUUCUGGAGUGACAUGGAUUCUUGAUGGUAAUUGUGACAACUGCUUGAAAAGUAAUAAAGGAAGUGAAAUUUAGAUGAAUUUUGCCAGUUUUUUUCUCUCAACGUAGCCCAUUUAUCGAUUCAAACUAGUAGCUUAGUCAAUAACCGUGAUAAGUACCCGUUGGUUUUGCGAACCCCGGAUUCCACUGCUUUGACAUCUCCUAGGCGAAGCAAUGCGGCACGGCGCAGCGUAGCGAUGGAGGUGGGCGGUGGCGACCCUAGUUAGCGUCACAAUGCGGUAGAGAUGGAGGCAAGCAACGGUGGGGCUUCGUUUCCUCUCCCCUUCCUGUUCCCCUACCUCGUCAUUCGGGUCAGCCCAAUGCCGUGUUGGUGGUGGACGGUGCAGCGUCCCCAGCUGGCAGGGUGAGAUGGCGGAGAUGGAGGCGGGUAGCUGCUGGGCAAUGGUGCGGAGGGCUUCCUCUCCCUCCUCCCUCCCACUCGCUUCCUCCUAUCUCACAGGGCGAGGCGAGGAGUAACUACAUUGGAGGUGGACGGCGGCGUUGGCCUUGGCUGGUGGGGGUCAUGGUAGAAAUGGAGGCAGCUAGUGGCAAUGGUGUCGACAAUGGAGAUGAGAGGCACGGUGGGGCCAGAGCUCGGUGUUGAUGGGGGCGUUCUGAGAGGUGGAUGGGUUGGCAUGGUGGCGCACUAGUGGUGUGUGCAGUAGUGGUGAUAGGGCCUAGGUGGCGAUGGUGAUGUUUGUGGUGGUGUUGGUAGAGGUGGUGGUUGGUUUGCUCAGUGGUGGUGAUGGUGGCUAAUCAGCUCAGUGACAAACUAGGGGCGAAGCCGAGCGCCAUUGGCAGCACCAAGGGUGGUGGUAGAGGUCAGCGACUAAAACGGCAUGGCGGCGGUGGCGGCAGCAGCACCAAGAGUGGUGGCAAACAUCAGUGACAAAGACGGUGUGGUGGUGGUGGUUCCACGAUGAGAUAGGCUGUGAUGGUAGCUCAUUAAAGAUUAUGGUUUGUGACGAUGAUUCGUGUUGUGGCGGUGGCUCUCUGGUGAGAUAAGAUGCAGUAAGCUUGGUGGAGAUCAUGGUUUGCGGCAAGGAUGGUGUGGUGGUGGCAAUUCUUCGGUGAGAGAAGCUUCGGCGGCUUGACAGAGGUGAGGUUCUACGGCGGUCAUGAAGGGGCAGCAUGAUCGCUUUCGCGCGAUGUGGCGACGAUUUUCAGAGAGAUAAGCUAUGGCGGCUUAGCGGAGGCGGUGCUUUGCAACGAUGAUGGGUGAUGGACACAUUCACGCCAAGGAGGCAUAGAUUGUUCGCCAGAUAUGAAAUUGACGCUUGGUGACAUGAGACGGUUGGAUAGACUAGCUUAGUCCCCUUCCUCCGCUGAUGGUAGAGCGAAGGAGUUUUUACGGUUGCUGCAACUUCAACGAGAUGGCGUGGUGGCGAAAAGGCGGGUUAGCUUUGCAUCCCCCAAUGUUUGAAAUGUUGAGGAAAAACUUGAAGCAAUCUUCUAGUCUUUUCUUUUUGGUUGAUUGUUUUUGUGUGUACCUUGGUUAUGAGAUGUGCAUCGUAUACACUCGUGCAAUAUUUGGCAGUGUACAUCUAUUUAUGGAUAUAGAGAUCAGAUUUCUAUCCAUUAUCUUAAAAAAAAAUGAGACCUCCAUAUUUAUCCUAAGCUUAUCCUAGUUUAAUUUGAAUCUUAUCCUAGCUUUUUCACUUAAAUUCUUGUAUGAAAAACCAUUAGUGCCUCACUACGCAAUGUCCGGGGUGCACCGCCAAUCUGCCAUGCCGCUAUGUACGAUGUCCAGCGGCGUAUCAUCGUCCUACCGAUCACUGCCGCGGUUGCCCGCAGACGACGCCUAGAGUGGAUCGACUCGGGGCCGGCGACGCGGGUCGAUCUCUCGGGAGGCGGGACGGGGGCCAAUGAGCUCGGAGGCGACGUCCUCAACGGCGGAUCGAGCGACGAUGAAGGCGAUAGGGCCAUUAGUUUCUCUACUGGAAUAAGUUCAUUUUUGGUCCCUUAACUUGAAAGCGAGUUCGAUUUUCGUUCUCGAACAGAAAUACCAGAUACAACGGGUCCCUCAACUGUUAAAACCGGUGCAACGGGUCUCUCAACGGGUCCCAUGGCAGUAUAGCAAGGUGGUUUUAUCCGACGUGGCACUUUGAUUUGACCUGUGUCAACAACACUUAGUCAGCAUGGACUCGCACAUCAGCACCUCUUCACCUAUUUCUCUCUUUCUUCCCAGUUCCCGUCUCAGCGUGGGGAGAGCAGUGAGAAGCCGGCGGUGGGCAAUGAUGAGGAUGGCGGCCGACUGCUCGUGACGAGGACGAGCCGACGAGAACUGGGCGGUUUUGACGGAGGGCACCUCGGGCGCCGCCUCGAGAAUUGCCCACUGGAGCGUCGGUUUCCUCGCUAGGCUGGUCGCCCUCUGCCAGGGCGCCAUGGCCUGCCGUGCCGGAAUCUCUGCGCCGCACUGCAGAUCUUGAUCACCAUGCUGCAGUCCGUCACAGCUGAGGCGUCGGUCGUUGAACCAGGACCCACCGAAGCCUGCUCGUCUCACCGGCUCCAUCUCUUAUAGUAAAAAACAAACUGAAAAACGACUAAGCGACAUGACCGGUUCUGAAACAACCAAGCCGUAAUGCAUGCCAGAACCUCGACAACCACGCCCUCUUCGCGCAGUCGCGCGCUCCGUGUCGGCCUCGCCGAACUGGGAGUAGCAGGGCGCCGCACGAGCUGGUGGGCAUCGAGGACUCCACACACGCGCAUCGCUCGUGAAGGUGGCGCCACCCAGCGCCGCCGUACGUCACGGUGUACAGGCUUGCGGUGCCGAGCCGACGGCACCUGCGGAGACGGUGAGCGCCGUGGAGGCGUCGCCUUUGCCCCCCGCCGGAGCCGGUCGACCCCGCCGCCGGCCUUCUCCUCUCUGCUCGCCGCUUAGGGUGAUGAUAACAGCCGAACGGGAAGGAAGAGAGAGAUAGGUGGAUAGAAAGGUAAAGAGGUGGCCCACUGGCUUUUGGGCCAACUGAUGGGCCCGUGGGCCGUGGAAGGAUGCAAAAUACUAGGGCAACACUUGUUUUAUCUUGGUGGGGGUGGAUUAGCGUGAGCUAGUAAUACGUUCUGCCGCCGGCAACCACGCCACCACCGCCGCCGCCGGCAACUCCCGUCGUCCCGUCUCAACUUCCCCCACGCCACCGCCGCCGCAUCUCCUCAUUCUUCCCGCCGCAGCUGCGAUGAUGAUGAAUCCAGUGGCCGGUGAUGCGGCUAUCGGCCGGCAGUAGGGGCCGCCGGGGCUGACCGGCUUGGGAUGCAGGAACGGCGCGCAUGGCUGCAGGUUCGAGUCAGAAUAAUUUUCUUAUUAGAGUUGGAAAUAGAAUCCGUGUCUUCUUAGUCCUGUAGUGGUGGGUGUCGGAAUCGGCCCCGCCCCCUCUAUAUGAUCCGGAGCCUUGCUCCUCAAUAAUCCUCCCUUAAGGAGGGCAAUAAGGAAGCUGGAGAAUUCGGAUUUUUUAUCAGUAAAGAGGGGAUCGAUGGAGCAGGUUUCUUCUUCUUCUGUUACCGGUGAAUUACUGGAGCAGGAAGCUCCACCUUCGACCCCCGGUCUCGAUUGGUCCCAGCUUCCCGCGGACCUGCUCAUCCGCAUCUUUGGCACGCUGGAGAUCACAGAUAUCUUCAGCUCUGGCGUGGUUUGCCGCUCCUGGCAUGCCAGCUAUCUAGAGGCUCGCCGCCUCGGAAUUUGCUCCAAUAACCCCGGGCCGUGCCUUGUUUUCUCCUCUAGCGACCGUGAUCCUAGUGUUGCCACCCUGCACAGCCUCACCACAGGGAAGGACUACUAUGUUACCAUGCCGGAUCCUCCUUUCCGUACCCGCUAUAUAGUCGGGUCCUCGCAUGGCUGGCUUAUUACAGCCGACGAGCGGUCCAAUCUGCUCCUUGUCAAUCCUGCGACUCAGGCUCAGAUCGCCAUGCCGCCACCGGAAACAAUAGCGAAUGUCAAGAUACGUUGCAAUGGUGAGGGAAUGCUAGAUGGUUAUGAUCUUUUUACAAUGGAUAUGUCAUCACGAGAUUUUGAUGAUGAGGCAGAGCCCAUUGAUCUUUCCUGGGAAGAAGGCCGCUUUUACUUCUACAUGAGGGUUGUCCUGUCAGCAGAUCCAUCCAGUGGAAACUGCACUGUAAUGAUCCUGCAUUUGCUACAUAAUCUCCUUUCCUUUGCAAGGGUGGGUGCCACUCAUUGGACCUGGAUCAAUGUUAAUGAGCUAUGUUGGAACUAUCAUGAUGUUUUGUACAACGAUGAUGAUAGAUUGUUCUAUGCAAUCCGAGGCAAUGGUGAUGUUCAUGCUAUCAAUACAAAUGGACCCUCUCCAAUAUUAAGGGUUGUCUUAGACGCCAAGAACUCACUCAUCAAUUGUGCCAAGUACAUUGUUCUGUCAGAAUCAGGUGAUCUUCUUCAAGUAUGGAGGUAUUAUCACUAUGUUAAUAAUAACAAGGAGAGGAGGACCAGGGAAUUGGUUGUUUAUAAGGUUGAUCUUGUUGAACACAAGCUUGUUGAACUUAAGGAUAUUGAAGGCCAUGCAUUGUUUAUUGGUUUCAAUAGCUCCUUCCUACGAGUAGAAGAUUUCCCCAUGUUGACUCCAAACAGUGUCUACUGUACAGAUGAUACAGUUCAUUAUAUUUAUCAUUCAAGGUUUGGUUUUCGAGAGGUUAGUGCCUUCCAUUUGGAAGAUAGUAGUUUCACCGAUCUGCUACCUAUUGGUUCGCGGUUGAAUUGGCCUCCUCCUGUUUGGUUUAGGCCAUCAUAUUCUAAAGGUACACUGUGCCAUAAUUCUGCAGAUUGAGCAGUCACGAAUUGAGCAUAUGCUGAUCGCUGUACGGAUCAUGCUACUUCCUCUAUUUCAUAUUAUAAGACUUUCUAGCAUUGCCCACAUUCAUAUAUAUGUUAAUAAAUCUAGACAUAUAUAUGUACCUAGAUUCAUUAACAUCUAUAUGAAUGUGGACAAUGUUAGAAAGUCUUAUAACCUGAAAUGGAGGUAGUAUAAAAUAAUGUGUAAACAACGCAUGCCAAUGGCGCCUACAGCCUAACUUGUGUUACUGUCAUGUUCAGCAAUAAUCUAUUAAUCAUGCGUUUCAUA
Messenger RNA from Oryza sativa Japonica Group (Japanese rice), 6509 nucleotides. Its product is annotated as F-box protein At5g25290. Gene Ontology annotation, molecular function: protein binding. Lineage: Eukaryota; Viridiplantae; Streptophyta; Magnoliopsida; Poales; Poaceae. The record is from RefSeq and is a predicted model, not a curated record.